Molecule: messenger RNA, 455 nt
Organism: Hemicordylus capensis (graceful crag lizard)
Lineage: Eukaryota; Metazoa; Chordata; Lepidosauria; Squamata; Cordylidae
Product: metallothionein-1
Exons: 3
Coding region: 124-315 (63 amino acids)
Molecular function (GO): metal ion binding
Source: RefSeq, a predicted model, not a curated record
GGCCGCUUUGCACUUGAUUCCGGGGAUAAAUAGCAGGCGGGCGCCACGCCGGAGUCAAGCCGCCGUCCGUGUGCACCUGAGCCUCCUAGCAGAUCCCGGAGCGAACCAGCCCCACCCAUCCGGAUGGAUUCUCAAGAUUGUCCCUGCAUGACUGGUGGUGCAUGCACCUGUGGCAACAACUGCCAGUGCAAAAACUGCGCGUGCAAGAGCUGCAAAAAGAGCUGCUGCUCCUGUUGCCCCGUGGGCUGUGCCAAGUGUGCCCAGGGCUGUGUCUGCAAAGGGCCCCCUUCCACCAAAUGCAGCUGCUGCAAGUGAACCUCUGCCUGUUCCCUGAGCUUUGAUCUGUAUAUUUCACUACCUGCAGGAAUGUAACCUUAUUCUCCAUUUAUAUAUUUGUCUGCCAAUUUUCUAGCAUUAGAUGUGAAAGAAAUAAAAUUAUAUGUAUAUAUAAUAAA